UUCAGCUCAGUGAGAGGUUGGCUGUUGGUCCGAGUGGAUGUGCGUGCCGCGCGCUUCGCUCCCUCAUCCUUGCUGCCUAUCGUACCAAACUGCCUUCCCCUGUGUUGCCUCCCCCACCACGUGCCUGAGGAUUUAUAGCACCAUUACCUACUGCCCCUGUUAAGUGUGUGUGCCUAUUUCGGGUGUGCGUCUCCGUGUGGUUGUCCUGCACUGCUUCUUCUCUUCGUCUCUGCUAACCUACUACAGUGAUGGACGGUGCGCGUGUGGCGUGAGAUGAGCGUGGUGGUGUCUGCCGCGGGGAUGCCGGGGUCGCCGUCGGCCUCGCCCCAGGAGGACGAGGCCUCGGAGCUGGACGGGUGGCGCCAGGCGGUGCGGGCCAAGGUGACCACCCUGAAGUGUCAUGUGAUGGCCUCGCGCGGCCUCACCUCAGACGGGCACAUCGUAGCGCCCUACUCCCCGCGGCUGCUACUGGACGCCCCCAACGCCCGCCUCCUGCUGGACGCCGCCAGCCUCGACCUGGACGCUUAUGUAGAGGCACUGCACCGCGCUGAUGGUCUGCUGGCCAAGGGCGGCGGCGGCGACCAGAAUGGCACCGCCGAGGAGGACAAAGUCUCUCUGGACGACGUGCAGCUCCGCCUGCAGCAGGAGGCCGCCGCCACCCCCGCUACCCCCGCCACCCUCACUAAUGGCCACGCCCUCACGCCCGCCUCCUCCCCCGCCAAGUCCCUCUCCAACGGGUCUGCAAAGUCACCCCCGCCCUCUCCUCCUCCCUCCCCAGCGCCCUCCCCGGUGCCCUCGCCCUCCCUUUCCCGCCCCACCAAGGUGGCGGAGGUGAACGGCCACGCGCUGAACGGUUCGCACGAGGCCGUGAACGACACGUUACCCGCCGAGGACGAGGCGGUGAGGGAGGAGCUGGCGGUGGCGCGGCAGCAGCUGGCCCUGAAGGAGGCGGAGGUGGGGCGGUUGGCCAGGAUCAGGGAUGAGGUGGAGAAUGAACUGCAGGAGCUCACCGCCAACCUCUUCCAGGAGGCGCACAGCAUGGUGAACAGUGCCAACCAGCGAGCCGCCAAUGCAGAGCGGUCACUGCGGGAGGCUGAGAUGCAAGUGGAGGUGCUGACGGCGGAGGUGACGGCACUGAAGGCCCUCGUCAUUACCUCCACCCCGGCUGCACCCAACCCUCACCUCCACCCUCAGCUCAUCACCAAGAGCGUCACGGAGACUGGUAAGAAGAUCUUCCAACGAGGCCACAGGAAGUCCCCCUCAGAUUUUGACCUCAAGUACGGCAGGGACACAACACCCCCGAGCUCACCACUCAAGGAGAGCAGAAUAAAUGAUGCGGCCGGGCUUGCACAGUUCCCCCUCGACCCAGAGUGCUGGGAGGUCAGUCAGUCAGUUGAUCCAGUGGUCCACAAGGAAUUCAUUGCCUGGAAGCAGAAUCCCACACUGGAGAGGUCCAACCCCUUCAUGCAGAGGAUAUACGAGGAGGACAUUGACUUGUGCCUGGCCUUCCCCAACACUGUGCUGGCCCACCGCGUCCAGCGAGCCAUCGAGGACAACUCCGUCUUCAUUGAGGAGGUCAACCCACGGCAGAAGAGUAGCUGUCCAAGAGUUGACCCUGAUGAAACCAGGAAGUGUGUGCUGCUGGAUGUGCCUCGGUUCUGCAAGUACCGCUUCCGACUUAGUGAAUCUGACGAGACUUGGUACUACAUUUCCCAGCUGGCCAGAAAUAGGAUUAUUGCAAUUUGUGAUUUCCUGAACUACCUAAGAUACAUCAAGCUGGGUCUAGUCAAGAGCUCUGUGCAUGAUGUUUACUGGGAGAUUGUGAAGCUGCGCCGACAGAUGGCUCUGGCACGCUUGGGAUUCUGAGAGGAGCCAGAGUUAGUCAGGAAGCAGGACUUGUUAACAGAAGUGACCUGACAAGCUGUUGAUCCCUCGUCACUGAUCCCUUGUCCACUAGAAGGAAGUUGGAAUCAAGAAAGUGGGACUGAAAAAUAAAGAUGUGAUGAAAGCAAUGCAUGUGGAACAAAGAUGUAUUUAUUUUUUAGUGUAGAAGCUAACUGGUCACUGAUGAAAUCCUAUGAUGCCAUGAAGGAUUGAGAUUGAGUACACCACAAGAAAAAAUCAAUAGUCAAUUCAACUUGAUGUCCUCGUCGUGUUUCAUAACAAUGGACUUUGUGUGGUGCUUCAGCUCUUGCCACUACUUGAGUUCUCAGUGACAUUCUCUUGACAUUUGCCACAUUUUGGGAAAACAAGAGAACCACUAAAAAAUCACUAAAGAUGUCAUAUGUAUCUGAGUGGGUCCUGUUGUCCCUGUGUUGUACAUACUGAUGGGGGAUGAGGGAGGGUGGCAGCCAGAUGCUGCGCCACACUCUGGUGACUCUCACUCACGACCCACCAUGUUUUGGGCACUGAAGGUCACAAGCUCAAUGUGAGUCAGAAACCAAAUAUUGACUCAGUAACUCAGCAUGAAUCUCUCAUGGAGAUAAAGUUGCCUAUGAAAGAGCUUUAUGCUUUUUGGAUUAUUUUUUUAAGGCAUUACAUCAUCCCUUUUUGGAUGAUAUUUAUUGAAGAUGCAGUUCCCAGGAGUGCAUCAUUGUGUGUUUGUCAUUGUGUAUAUUUUUAUAUAGUGACUGCCCUCUUAUAUGACCUCAGUGGACCCAUGAAGUGUUAGUUGUGUGGGAGUUGAGAGAGUGAAGCUGAUCACAGCAGGAAUGCAACACCAUUUGUUACUCCCUUCCCCAGCUGAUACUGGGUUACAGGGUGUGUAAUUGUAACUCAUUUAUAAAUAUGCUUGAUCCAGAGUCAUUGAGUCACAACUAUGCCAUUUAUUAUGAUAAUUGUAUUGCUCAUUGGUGUACAGCAUUGAUGAUGAUGAUACACCUCUGACACUGCAGUAACCCAACCUUCCCAUUCAUCAUAUCUUCCCAUUGUAACAUGUAGCCAAAAAAAACACAGGAAAUUUAUGUGACACCAGCACUCAGUGUAUGAGAAACUAAUGUGGAAAGAAUAUUUUAUGAAAAUUUCAUUGUACACAUUUUAUUUUAUGAAUGAUUAUUUGAAAAUUUUAAAAAAUCAUUGCACAUAUAGUAUAAUAUAAUGCGUGAUUUGUCUUGCCAUGAUUGCUUCACAUACCUCAACACUCAUGAUUGUGAGAUAUAAUACACACCAUGAUUGUACUGGUGUUUUUUAUGGAAGAAAUGCAUGAUCUGUUGACUCAGGACUCACCCUGUGUGGGAGAGCUGUUUGGAUGGUCCGUUGAGGUCAGGUGAUGGAUAGUGGAGGACUGGAGGGUCAGACCAUCACAUUGUUAAAAGUACAGAUGCUGCAGAGGAUAGGAGGAGCAUGUGUGAGGUUUUAGCCAGUUGCUGUGAGACAUUGUAGUGAUGUUUUGCUUUUUCCUUGCAAUAUUUAUGAGCAUUUCCUGCAUGUGUAUGAAGGAAUCUUGAGUUACAAGUGAGAAGGAAGAAUGGCAAGUGUAUUUUGAUACUAUUAAUAUAAGUGAAAAAAGGACUUAGAUCUGAUCGUGGGAGGAGAAGAUUUUUAUUUUGCAAUGUGCAAUUCAUUCAGAAAUUGCAUUGGGUGUUACUCCUGUGAUACUUUCCCAGUUACUGUGUUAAGGUGACAGGCUCCUGCACCUCCUGAAAUACUGUUCAGAAAAGCAGACUAUGCGAGUGACUGUACUCAACUCCACAGCAGCAGGAAGCAAGAAGUGUGUGUGAGAAACUCAUUAAAACAAAACCUGAAUAGCUGGACUCACCAACCUGGAGAGGGGUGAUAAACUGCAGCCUGUGACUAAAUUGGAAAUACAGUUUUGUAAUCAAUUAGAUAGAUACAUUUUGUGUGUGUGUUGCUAAAAAAAAAAUAAGGUUAUUGAGCAGUUAAAUAAAAGGGAAAAAUACAACAUAUUUUCCAAGUCAAGAUUUUAGUACCUUAUUUUAUAUGAGGACAUGCUGUUUAAAGUAUUAUUCUUUCAGGAAAUGAUAUAAUGCAUGUUUUCUGUUAAUUAAACUUUAAGUAAAUCAUAUUGAUGCUCAGAAUACAGUCAUACUGCAUGUAUUAUGGCUUCCAGUUUGUAAAAGUUGAAGAUAAACCAGCUCUGAAGUAUCCAUUCCCAUCUACUUAAAAAAAUGUAAUUGAAACAUUGAAACAGAUGCUUGCAGAAGUUCAAGAAAAUAUUAAAAAGUAGUACCUGUAGUGAAAACAAAGGUUAUGAUCUUGCAAUCACUGUCACUGAAAGGUUGGUGGUGCCAGCUACUCAGCCCACUCGGACAUUGAAUGCUGGGGGAUAACUGGGGGGUUUACUGAUUUUUAGGCUAGCAUGAUUGAAAUUGGAAAUUACUCAGCCAAGAGAGAUUAUUUAGAGAGUGUGAUUGUUGUUGUUGUUGUUCUUGUUGUUGUCAUCCCUGAGAGGCUUGAUGCUUCUGGUGGGACACAUGAGUGAGUGCUGUGACUGUACAGUAUAUUAGUGGACUACUAUGUGUUAAGGUGUAAACAUUAUAUAGAAGCUGUAUAUUGAUAUAUUGAUAUUUGUAUAUUAGUUUUUUAUAACUGUGUAGGACUCAAACAAAAAAAGGAACAUAAAUAUAUAAUCAUUGAUGUAGAGAAAAAUGUGUUACACAGCACAGUCUCAUUGAUCAGGUGUGUUGGUGUAAUCUCAUGAGCUGUAUGGUAAUGACAGGUGUGGGACACUACUUACACAAUAUGUGAUCUUUAGCUCCAAAAACAAGUGAUACAUUUUCUCAACUAUCCAAACUGCAGUUAUUUCUAAUAUAAUGACAACAUAGAUCCCUGUUAUCUGGGCUUGCUGUGGUCACAAUCAUCCCUGUUUCCCAGUUGUAUCUUUGUGAGGUUGGUUGGUUGGUUGGUUGCUGACCUGUAGAACCUUAUCAUGACCAUCCUGAUGAGCAAGCAACAUCUGGGUAUUGAUUGAUUGAUGAAACCUGGAGCCUCACAUUAUCUUAUUUAUUCUUGGGGGUGGGGAACAUUAUCAUGAGGAUGGUAGUUUGCAAACAAAGCAGGGACUUCAUGAUCUGUUUUUUUUUUUUUUUUUUUUUUUUUUUUUGUAUUGAAAGGGACCACAAGUGCUGCUGCUUCUAAACUAAUGGAAUGUCUAAUUUUGCCUGGUCUAAGGGGUAGCAUCAUCACCUAUGUACCAGAAAAAAAAAUAGAAUCAGCUUGUGCUCAUAAAAAAUGUACUACUUGGCCAAUUACUGUCUUCCAUUAUUUUUUUGUUUGAUUUUGAAGAAAAGAUAUUAGAAAAAUGUAUUUUUAUUGCCACUACACUUUUCUGGAGAGUAGCUGAGAUGUAUUCUGCUGUGUUUUGUAUCAUACACUGGUUCAUGUGUGGAGAAUACUUAAUACCUGAAAGGAAAUUAAAACACUUCUCUAAGGAAAGAAGUAAAAAGUUCAGACACUGAAACAAAGCUAGAAAAAUAAAAGAGAUCUGACUGUCCAGAUAUCAAAAGAAAGGAAGAAGAGCACAAAAAAAUUAAUAAAUCAUCCAAACACUGCAUAAAAACACAAACCACAUGCUCAUAUCAUCCAAAAGAUGACUAAAGGAAAAAAUUGUCUAUCACUUCCAACCUAACAAAUUAACAAUUCUCCUCAGAUGCCUCAGGAAUAUUUUUUGUGCAGCUGACCAAUGUGACUGUGCUGUGUUGUGUCGUCUUGCCCUUUGGAGGUGACCACAUGAGGGAGAUCUUGGGUCAGGUUGCAGGUCAUCGAGAGAGCAUGGGUGUGGCAGAGCUGCUCAUUGCCACACCUCACCCAGACCAGACCAGUUGUACUCUCAAGACUGUUUUUAUAUCAUACGUCUGUGUCUGUGAGGAAGGGUGCAUUUUGAAAUGUUUAUCACUAUGUAUGUGUCUAUAUAUUUACUAAAGCUCUCUCUAUCUA
Molecule: messenger RNA, 5895 nt
Organism: Scylla paramamosain (green mud crab)
Lineage: Eukaryota; Metazoa; Arthropoda; Malacostraca; Decapoda; Portunidae
Product: guanine nucleotide exchange factor for Rab-3A-like
Exons: 9
Coding region: 274-1866 (530 amino acids)
Biological process (GO): exocytosis
Cellular component (GO): Golgi to plasma membrane transport vesicle
Molecular function (GO): guanyl-nucleotide exchange factor activity
Source: RefSeq, a predicted model, not a curated record